AUGUUUGGCGUUUCCAACUGGCUCAUCGCGGCCAGCGUGGCUCUCGCCACGGCCGUGUACUGGGCUUUCAAGGCCGUGUACAUGAGAACCAGAUUCAGAGGAUUGCCUCAACCGCCAAAGCACUCAUGGAUCUGGGCGCACACAAUCAUCUGGGAAGAGCUGGCAGCCACCCUCCCGCUCUUCACCCACCCCCAGCACAUCUAUACCAUCAUGGCGCAAAAGUACAACCUCGGCGGAAUCUUCUACGUCGACAUGUGGCCCUUUGUCGAGUCCCAGGUCAUCAUCACCGACCCGGACGCCGCCCAGCUCGUCCUCACCACGAAUCCCUACCCCAAGCACCCCACCAUCGAGCAGUUCCUCCGCCCCUUCACCGGCAAGGACAGCAUCGCCGCCUCCAACGGCGACCGCUGGAAGUACAACCACCGCAUGGUCGGCUCCGGCUUCACGCCCACCUACGUCAAGCCCAUGGCCGGCAUGAUUGCCGAGCAGGUCCUCAUCUUCCACGAGCGCCUCCGCGCGUUUGCUGCCAAGGGCGAGUCGUUCAACAUGGAGGAGGAGUCGGCCAAGACCAUCUUUGACGUUGUCGGUAAGAUUGUGUUUGGUGUCUCUCUCGAGGCCCAGAGGUCUGGUUCGCCACUGCUUGAGGAUUUGCGAAACUCGAUUAACCCCGCCACCACCUUCAUCGGCACCCGCAACCCAUGGAAGAAGCGCAAGGCGCAGCAGAAGUUGCAGGCGCUCAAGGAUCGCGUCAGGGAUACCUUGGCUAAGGAGAUGAAGGAGAGGUUGCGCAUCCUGCAGGACGAGAAGGAGUUGCCUUCGCGACGACAGGUCAAGAGUGUCUUGGACCGCAUCGUCCUGGACAGAAUCCAGAGCGGACCGGGCAUGGGUCUCGACGACGAAUUCAUCGACACCGCUGUUACCAACCUCAAGGCCCUCCUCCUCGGAGGCCACGGCACCACCACCGAUACCUUCACCUGGGUCACAAUGUUCCUCUCCCUCUACCCAGACGUCGUCGCGCGCCUCCGCGCCGAGCACGACGAGCACUUCUCCCCGGACCUCGACACCACCGUCGAGAUGCUCAUCGCGAACCCGCAAAAGACAAACGACAUGGACUUCACCAAUGCCGUCAUCAAGGAGACGCUCCGCUUCUUCCCCAUCGGCUUCACCAUCCGCCAAGCCCCGCCCGGAACCACGCACCUCGAGUGGAACGGCCGCCGCUGGCCCGUCAAGAACCUCAUGGUCAUCCCCUGCGCCCACUCGACGCACAUGGACCCGAAAGUCUGGGGCGAGGACAGCAAGAGCUUCCGGCCCGAUCGGUUCCUGGGCGAGGACGCCAAGGAUAUGCACCGCUUUGCGUGGCGGCCGUUUGAGCGCGGGCCCAGGGCGUGUAUUGCGCAGGAUUUGGCCAUGGAUGAGCUGCGCAUCAUGUUGUUGCUCACGGUGCGGUGGUUCGAUUUCGAGACAAUUGUGAAUGGGACUACGCAGAGGGUCGAUUACAUGGAUAUCGAUCACAAGGUGGGCGAUUUGGCUUUUCAGAUGGUUGGUAUGGAGGCUAGGCCGAGGCACGAUAUGAAGAUGAAGGUGCACGUCAGGGAGAGGAAGUGA
Molecule: messenger RNA, 1605 nt
Organism: Colletotrichum abscissum
Lineage: Eukaryota; Fungi; Ascomycota; Sordariomycetes; Glomerellales; Glomerellaceae
Product: cytochrome P450
Exons: 3
Coding region: 1-1605 (534 amino acids)
Molecular function (GO): heme binding; oxidoreductase activity, acting on paired donors, with incorporation or reduction of molecular oxygen; iron ion binding
Source: RefSeq, a predicted model, not a curated record